Molecule: messenger RNA, 1109 nt
Organism: Ceutorhynchus assimilis (cabbage seed weevil)
Lineage: Eukaryota; Metazoa; Arthropoda; Insecta; Coleoptera; Curculionidae
Source: the annotation of a GenBank genome assembly
GUCCGAACAUUAACGCAUUCUAAAUUACCCUAUACAUGUUAAUAUUGUAAUAUGUAUAUGAAUAAUUAUUUUUUCUUCUGUCUGUUUCUUGGGUAGGUAGGUAUUCAAUGAAAAGGCAAUCAUUAGAGAUUUCCUGACGUUUCCAAUAGAUUCUUUAAUGAUUUCUGGUCGAUAUUCCGGCGAAGUUAGAGCAAUAUGCGCGAACUCAACUUAUGAGAAAUAAAAAUGCAAAAUCAUAACUGCAACUUGGCUCAGAACCUUAAAAAACCAAUAAAUCUGUAUAAAUUCAAUAAACCUUUUAUCAUAAUAAAAGUAGCAGAUUCAUGAAUGGUAUUUUUCCUAUACAGCACAAAAUGAUAACGAGUCUGAACUGUCCAAAUAACUCAACGAUGACCAAGCAAAGAACCAGCCCGUCUAGCCCUAGGGAGUUUUUUCAAAAACUUUACGGCCACCUCGAACCUGAAAAUAAUCCAAAAAAUAUCAUAUCGGAUGAUGUUCCACCUUUCUCCGACAUGGAAAAAACGCUCCAUGCAAAAGUAUCAUCGUCAAACUCUAGAAGAUCUGCAGAUGAACUGGUCGUACCUGUUCCGAUAUUAGCUACACCGAUACCGUUUCUGUUACCUACGGAAUCUCAUUUAGUUGCCGCAGCAGCAGGAUUAUCCGCAUUUCUGGCUAGAAGAAGACGAAAAGAAGGUAGACCUCGUAGACAACGAACAACUUUCAGCUCGGAACAAACCCUAAGCCUAGAAAUAGAAUACCAAAGAUCAGAAUAUAUUAGUAGAGGCAGACGAUGCGAAUUAGCUGACAAACUCCGGCUAUCGGAAACUCAAAUUAAAAUCUGGUUCCAAAAUCGACGAGCCAAAGACAAGAGAAUCGAGAAAGCUCAUUUGGAUCAGCAUUAUAGGAAACUAAUGGGUUCAUUUCAAAGCAGUCUAUGUCAAAUUUGUACCGACGGUCCCUGUUUUCAUUUGCAUAAUUUCAUCAAUGCUCAGAUGCAACAUUGCAGCACACAUCCAGAAGUAUCUCAGUCUCCUAAUAAUAGUUUGUUAGGUGCCAGUACUCUUUGUAUUGAUAAUAGUAGUAGUAGCAUAAGUGAGUCUAUUCAAUAG